AUGAUGGGAUUACUUUACACAAGAUCUUCAUCAUCAUCAUCAUCUUUCAAAUCGAUACUUUUAACAGUUUUCGUAUUAAUAGUAUCGUCGAUAUUACUCAAUAGUAGUAAUAAUCAAGUAGAAGCUAGAAUACUAUCAAACUCUAAUCCAACAGUAUAUCAUACUGGUGACACUGUCAAUGUAAAAGCAAACAGAGUUAAAAGUGGAUUAGUAUCAUUAGACUAUUAUCAAGCACCAUUCCCAAAGCCAAAUACUACUGUAGGUGACUCCGGAUCAUUCAUCUUUAAACUAAGUGGUAAUCGUAAAUAUGACUCAUUGUAUGAUAUACCUGCAUUGGUAUCUUUGAAUUGUAGUCAUGUUGGAAACACUUCCUAUAAUGUAACAUCUGAUCAAGUUAAUUCAUUAAUUGACUAUAUUGAUAAUAGAUAUAGAGUAUUUAUGUAUAUUGAUGAUUUACCAAUUGGUGAGAAAUAUUCAAACCAUAUUGAAAUUGGUUAUGAUAUUGGUUAUUUGUAUAGAUCUUAUAAUGGAAAUAAAACCAAUACAGUCUAUUAUUUAAAUAAUCAUUUAAAUAUUCAUAUUGAAUAUACGAAUUCGUCGAGUUCAAGUGGAGGAGCUGAAAUUGUUGGAGUGUAUGUGGUUGCACAUUCAGUCAAUUCCAAUCUAGCACAGGAAUGUCAAUACUCAUCUUCAGAGAGUUCAAGAUUAAUCCUUGAACAAGACAAACCUCUUAUUAAUAUGGCAUGGACAUACAGGGUGACUUGGACCAAUGUCACUGACAAGACAUGGGCUACUAGAUGGGAUGCCUACUAUCCAUACGUUGCAGCUGUCGAAGCACCUUCGAUUGCACUCUCCUUUUUCAAUACAGCCAUUCUCGCAGUACCAUUCAUAAUGAUCCUCUUUAGAGUAUUUAGAAAUGAAAACACGUUGGGUGGGUUUGUCGAAAUGAUGGACUCUGGUUGGAAAUCAAUCUAUGCCGAUGUAUUCAGAUCUCCAAAGGGAUUCAUGACACUCUCUGUCAUUGUAGGUUCUGGUAUUCAAAUUGCUACCACCAGUUUUAUCGUCAUGUUGUUCUAUGUUGGUGGUCUCCUAUCGAUUGCAAAUGACGGAGCUUUUACAAUGACCGCUGUCAUUGUAUUCGCAUUCUGUGCAGUCUUUGGUGGUUAUGCCUCAAUGAGAACUUAUAUUAUGCUUGGUGGUACUAGAAAACGUUAUAAUGCCGUUUUGAAUGCAACAUUUGUUUCAUUUGUUGUAUUAAUAUUAUUAAUGAUUGCAAAUACUCAAUUAUGGUCACAUAAAUAUACGACUGCACCUUCUGGUGGACUUGUAGCUAUCGUUAUUGUAUUGUUUAUUUUCAUGUCCAUUCCACUUUCACUUGCAAGUUCAUAUUUUGUAAAUUCAUGGCCUCCUGCAGGAUACCCAUGUCAUACAAAUAGUAUUCCAAGAAUGAUACCAAAGAGAAAAUUCUAUCAAAACCCAUAUAUCAUGUCUGCCAUUCUUGGAUUUAUUCCAUUUAUCAAUAUCAAUGUUCCCAUUACUAUUUACCUCAAUUCCAUGUUUUUCGAUCUCCACUAUAGUGCCUCUUUUGCCACUUUUAUUGCAGUCACUCUUUUAUUUGUUAAUGUUUUACUUGUUAAUGUUUUAAUUGAAUUUUAUCAAUUAUCAAUCGAAGAUUACAAUUGGUGGUGGAGAUCAGUUGUUGGACCAACAUUUACAGCACUUUAUAUAUUUAUUAAAAUGUUAGUUUUUGGAUUCUCAAAUUUUGGAUCGAUUGCCACUCAACCCAAAUUCUACUACUUUAUGUUUUCAUUGGUCACUUCGCUCAUGUCUGCACUCCUUUUCUCGGCUGUAGGCUUCUUGGGCAAUUUAUAUUUUACAAAGAGAAUUUAUUCUACUCUUCACUUUGAUUAA
This is a messenger RNA of Cavenderia fasciculata, 1911 nucleotides long. RefSeq names its product TM9 protein C (gene phg1c). NCBI's taxonomy places the organism in Eukaryota, Evosea, Eumycetozoa, Acytosteliales, Cavenderiaceae. The transcript is spliced from 7 exons. Gene Ontology annotation, biological process: protein localization to membrane. The coding region runs from base 1 to 1911 and encodes 636 amino acids. The record is from RefSeq and is a predicted model, not a curated record. Gene Ontology annotation, cellular component: membrane.